AUGACCUUCCCAGAUUCUGGUUCCCUCAAGGCCCACAAGCAGAAACACAAAACUGGGAGAUGGUCGAAUUCAGGGCCAGGGACUCCAUACUCCCGCACUCAGUGCGGUAAGACCUUCACCCAGGCCUGCAACAUCAAGGUCCAAGCCGAGGGACGCCACCUCUGCAGCCAGUGUGGCAAGGGCUUCACCACCUCCUCUGACCUGAAGAGGCACACAUGCAGCCAGACUGCAGACAAGCCCUACUGCUGCUCUCUCUGCGGGAACAAGUUUAGUCGGCUCUGGAACCUCAAGCUGCACCGACGCAUUCACACACAGGAGAAACCCCACCGCUGUACCAUGUGUGACAAGAGCUUCACACGGGCGGACAUUUUGAAAGUCCACAAGCGCACCCACACCGGGGAGAGACCGUACUGCUGCGCUGUAUGUGGACUCCGCUUCAAACAACUGAACCAUCUGAAGUCACACCAGCACAAACACAGGCCGGAUCUCCUGAGCAGAGUGGUGGUUUAG
This is a messenger RNA of Oncorhynchus gorbuscha (pink salmon), 510 nucleotides long. RefSeq names its product zinc finger protein 239-like. The record is from RefSeq and is a predicted model, not a curated record. Gene Ontology annotation, biological process: regulation of transcription by RNA polymerase II. NCBI's taxonomy places the organism in Eukaryota, Metazoa, Chordata, Actinopteri, Salmoniformes, Salmonidae. The transcript has a single exon. Gene Ontology annotation, molecular function: RNA polymerase II cis-regulatory region sequence-specific DNA binding; DNA-binding transcription factor activity, RNA polymerase II-specific. Bases 1 to 510 code for a protein of 169 amino acids. Gene Ontology annotation, cellular component: transcription regulator complex; PcG protein complex.